This is a messenger RNA of Octodon degus (degu), 3085 nucleotides long. It is a transcript of the gene Ftsj3, whose product is annotated as FtsJ RNA methyltransferase homolog 3. The transcript has 20 exons. The coding region runs from base 319 to 2826 and encodes 835 amino acids. The record is from RefSeq and is a predicted model, not a curated record. Gene Ontology annotation, biological process: maturation of 5.8S rRNA from tricistronic rRNA transcript (SSU-rRNA, 5.8S rRNA, LSU-rRNA); rRNA methylation; maturation of LSU-rRNA from tricistronic rRNA transcript (SSU-rRNA, 5.8S rRNA, LSU-rRNA). Gene Ontology annotation, cellular component: nucleus; nucleolus; preribosome, large subunit precursor. Gene Ontology annotation, molecular function: rRNA (guanine) methyltransferase activity; rRNA (uridine-2'-O-ribose)-methyltransferase activity. NCBI's taxonomy places the organism in Eukaryota, Metazoa, Chordata, Mammalia, Rodentia, Octodontidae.
AGAUCUCUUAAUCAUUGCUUCCUAGAAACCCAGUAUAUAAAUAUUGUAACCGCCCUAAUCACAUUUUUCAACUUGUAAGUCUUGGGACAAUAUAUUUACGGCCGCAUUCAAGAUGGAGAAAAGCUUAGAGCCAAGGACGGAAGGGGCGCGAGCGGAAGCGGAAGUUUCCCACAUGUGCUCUUCUGUAGCGGAAACGCCUCUGGGUCGGGGCCUCGGAGUGUGAUUGCUGUGGAAAGUUGCUGAGGGAGAAUCCAGUGGCUAGGAAGAAGCUUCAACGCAACCUUCUCCCCAGAUUGAGUGCCAUUCCCCCGUUCUACCAUGGGAAAGAAGGGCAAAGUCGGCAAGAGCCGGCGGGACAAGUUCUAUCAUUUGGCAAAGGAGACUGGUUAUCGUUCCCGCUCUGCCUUCAAGCUGAUCCAGCUCAAUCGCCGCUUUCAGUUCCUGCAGAAAGCUCGAGCCUUACUGGAUUUGUGUGCUGCGCCGGGAGGAUGGCUGCAGGUGGCUGCCAAGUUUAUGCCUGUGUCCAGUCUUAUUGUGGGAGUGGACCUGGUUCCAAUCAAGCCUCUCCCCAAUGUGGUGACUCUUCAGGAGGACAUCACUACAGAACGCUGUAGGCAGGCACUGCGAAAGGAGCUGAAGACUUGGAAAGUGGAUGUUGUGCUCAAUGACGGGGCCCCCAAUGUCGGGGCGAGCUGGGUCCAUGAUGCUUACUCACAAGCCCACUUGACACUGAUGGCUCUGCGUUUGGCUUGUGAUUUUUUGGCACGUGGUGGCAGCUUCAUCACAAAGGUUUUCCGUUCCCGUGACUAUCAGCCCCUGCUGUGGAUCUUUCAGCAGCUGUUCCGCCGUGUCCAGGCCACCAAGCCCCAAGCCUCUCGCCAUGAAUCUGCAGAAAUCUUUGUAGUCUGCCAGGGGUUCUUGGCUCCUGACAAGGUUGAUAGCAAAUUCUUUGAUCCCAAGUUUGCCUUCAAGGAGGUUGAAGUUCAGGCUAAGACUGUUACUGAGUUGGUAACUAAGAAGAAGCCAAAGGCUGAAGGCUAUGCUGAGGGUGACCUGACUCUUUAUCACCGUACCUCAGUCACUGACUUCCUACGGGCUGCCAACCCUGUUGACUUCCUCUCCAAGGCCAGCGAGAUCUCAAUCGAUGAUGAAGAGUUGGCACAACAUCCAGCUACCACGGAGGACAUACGGGCAUGCUGUCAGGACAUUAAAGUUCUGGGGCGCAAGGAACUUAGGUCCCUACUGAACUGGAGAACAAAACUUCGGCGCUAUGUGGCUAAGAAGCUAAAAGAGCAAGCCAAAGCACUGGAUAUCAGCCUCAGCUCAGGAGAGGAAGAAGGUGACGAAGAGGAGGAGUGUACUGCUGAGACCUCGAGGCAGCCUUCGAAGGAGGAAGAGGAGGAGGAGCAACUGAACCAGACCCUGGCAGAGCUGAAGGCUCAGGAGGUGGCAGAAUUAAAGAGGAAGAAGAAGAAGCUGCUUCGAGAGCAGAGGAAGCAACGGGAACGCAUAGAACUGAAGAUGGAUCUGCCUGGAGUUUCCAUUGCAGAUGAGGGGGAGACGGGCAUGUUCUCCCUGCGUACCAUCCGAGGUCACCAGUUACUAGAGGAAGUAACACAAGGGGACAUGAGUGCUGCAGACAGACUCCUGUCAGAUCUGCCAAGGGAUGACAUCUAUGUGUCAGAUGAUGAGGAUACUGGUUCAUCUCUGGACAGUGACCUUGAUCCAGAAGAGUUGGCAGGAGUCCAAGGACAUCAGGGAGUGAAGGAGCAGAAGAGUGUGCGAUUUGCUCAACUAGAAGAUAAUAAAGAGGAGGAAGAAGAGAAUCCACUGUUGGUGCCACUGGAAGAAAAGGCAGUGUUGCAAGAAGAACAGACCAACCUGUGGUUCUCAAAGGAUGGCUUCAGUUGGAUUGAGGAUGCUGAUGAUGAGGCCCUGGAAAUCAGUCAGGCCCAGCUGUUGUAUAAGAGCCGUCACAAGGGGCAGGAGCAGGAGCCACCAGAACCACUGUCACCUUCCAGUUUGAAGAAAGAGAGAAAGUUGCCCCAGUACCAGAAUGAGCCCCUGGAUGGGGACAAGGCUUCCUCUGGGUCAGGAGUUGGCAGUGGCCCUGAAGUGGAAGGAAGUAACAGCUCAGACAGUGAGAGUAGUAGCAGUGAGGAUGAGGAGAGGGGACCAUCCCGUGGUAAGAAGCGUAGCCGUGGGCCUAUAUCUGAUGCUGACGGGUUUGAGGUUGUGCCUAUUGAGGAUCCAGUGAAACAUAGGAUUCUGGACCCUGAAGGCCUUGCUUUAGGUGCCAUUAUUGCUUCCUCCAAAAAGGCCAAGAGAGACCUCAUAGAUAACUCCUUCAACCGGUACGCAUUUAAUGAAGACGAGGGGGAACUUCCAGACUGGUUUGUGCAGGAAGAGAAGCAGCAUCGAAUACGGCAGUUGCCUCUUGACAAGAUGGAAGUGGAACAUUACCGCAAACGCUGGAAGGAAAUCAAUGCACGUCCCAUCAAGAAAGUGGCUGAGGCCAAGGCCAGAAAGAAACGAAGGAUGCUGAAGAAGCUGGAACAGACUAAGAAGAAGGCAGAAGCUGUGGUGAACACAGUAGACAUCUCUGAACGAGAGAAGGUGGCACAGUUGAGAAGUCUCUACAAGAAGGCUGGUCUGGGCAAGGAAAAACGGCAGGUUACUUAUGUUGUAGCCAAAAAAGGUGUGGGUCGCAAAGUGCGGCGGCCAGCUGGAGUCAGAGGUCAUUUCAAAGUGGUUGACUCAAGAAUGAAGAAGGAUCAGAGAGCACAGCAACGGAAGGAGCAGAAGAGAAAACACAAGCGGAAAUGAGACUGAAAUGUAGCAGGAACAAUGUGGUACAGUUCAUCUAGCCUCCUUGUAGCAGUUGGGUGCUUGCUGUUAUCACAAAUACCUAACAUGCCAAGGAGGCAGUCCUAUAUGGGGAGAAGGACAUUUUCCUGCCUGGAGGAUGCUCUCCCAGGAAAGCACCAAGGAGCUUCAUUACCUUUCUGUGAAAACAAGGAGUGCUGGAGCUAUGUGGUCAAAUCUUUGGUGUUUUGUAACCAGUCUUAGGGAUGGGAUGUGGGCC